AUGACAACACCUUUAAAUCUUUAUUUAUGUUUAGAAGAUCCGCCAAAUUUUCGUAAAGAAUUAUCGGAUUGUGAAAAUUCGGUUUUUGGACUUGAAAUUACUAUAAAGAAUUUUGUCAAAUUAGCAAGAGCUAGUGCUGAACUUGCAUCCGAGUAUACGGCUAAGCAACUAAAGUUUGCCGAAGAAUUUGGAAAUUUUGCAAAACAGCAACCCGAAUCAAUUAUCAAAACCGUUUUACUAAAAUAUGCGAAUUCAUUACAAGAAGUUGAAAGAAGUCGAAAAAUUCUCCAAUCGCAUAUGUAUGACAUGUUUAUAGAACCAUUGGAAGCGUUUGCUAAAAAUGAAAUAAUACCAUUAAAGGAUAUGAAAAAAGGUACGGAAAAGGCAAGCUACGAAGUUGAUUCUGCACUCUCUAAAUAUAUGAGCAAACGACCUAGAGAUAUAACAAUUUCAGAGGCAUCCAUAGAAGUUUCAGAAACUCGAAAAGAAUUUCAUGACCGAUACCUUAAUUAUGUAAUCAAAAUAAAUGAGUUGGGGGCCAAGAAAAAAUUUGAAUUUAUUGAAUAUAUCUUGGCUUUGAUGUUUACAGAAUCAUCAUUUUAUCAUCAAUGUUACGAAAUUUUGAAAGAUAUGGAAAAUCAUAUGAAAGAUGUUACAAAAUUGCUUCAUGAGGCAAGGACAAAAUAUAACAGAGACGUUAAAGAAUCACGACAUUUAAAAAAAUCAAUUUUGGAGCAAUCCAAAGAAUCAUAUAAUCCAUUACAUUCUUAUAAAAAAUCUACAAAAGAUCCUGUGUCUUUAGGAGAGAAUUAUUCUCCUGUGACAAAAUCUGGCUAUUUAUUUAUGAAAAGAAAUCAACGAGUCAUCCAGACUUGGACUCGCAAAUAUUUUUUCAUUUCAGAUGGACAAUUAUUUUGCGUCAGCAGAGGGGGAAAAGAAGAAAAUGAGAUGGGAUCUAUAAUAUUACGUCUUUGUCAUAUUAAACCCGUUGAUAGUUUAGAUAGACGGUUUUGUUUUGAGAUAAUAUCUCCAAAUAAAACCUGUACGCUACAAGCUGAGAAUCAGAAAGAUAUGGAAGAUUGGAUAUUUUGCUUACAAACAGCAGCUCAAUACGCAUUAUAUUCCGAUUCAGUUACAAUAUUCGUGGCAGAUAGUUCAGAUCAAUUGCAGGAAUCACUGCAGGAUACUUACUUUAGUGAACAAAAUUCAAAAAGUGGAGUUAAUGGUAAUGUAAAUAGAUCAAAAAAAUCCAUUAUGCGGAUAAAAAAAUUAGCGGGAAAUGACGUUUGUGUAGAUUGUAGAUCAAAAGAUCCACAAUGGGCAAGUACAAAUUUUGGUACGUUGUUGUGUAUAGAAUGUUCUGGAAUUCACCGUAGUUUAGGUGUUCACGUCAGUAAGGUUAGGUCAUUAAUGUUGGAUAAAUGGGAACCGGAGUCGCUUGCAGUUAUGCUUAAAUUAGGAAAUUUGAAAACAAACUCAAUCUAUGAAGCAAAGCUUUCCGGUGACAAUGAAAUCAUCAUGGCUAAUUCUACUUCUUGGGAAAGGAAGGUGUUUCAAGUUACUAAAGAAAAUGAAAUUGAAGGUUCAGUAGAUUUGGCAUUUUGGGAUGCUAUGUCUAAGUCAAAUAUUUAUGAGGCUUUGAGAAAUUUAUCACUCGGAGCAAAUGUUGAUUGGAAGAAUGAGGAGAGAAAUUCUACUACAGCAUUACAUCAAGCAAUAUUAAGGAACGAUAAUGUUUCGGUAGAAUUUUUACUUCAAUGGUUUAGUGACAUCAAUGAAGUAGAUAAUGAUGGAUGGAGUGGGCUUCACCAUGCUGCAGCUACAAAUAAUUCUAGAUUGUUAUUAACUCUAAUGAAGAGACACGCUGAUAUCCAUUUAAAAGAUAGAAAUGGAAAGGUUCCAGUUGAUAUUGCAGUUGAAUUACAGCACGUACAGGCCGUGACAGCUUUAAGACUAUAUCAGUUUGAGAAUCAAUUAACUAGGAAAGAAUAUUCUACAUUUGGAGUAGAUGAAGCGUUAACAAGCGUUAAUAAGCCGCCAUAUAUUUCACAUAGUUCAUCGUCCAGCUUAGAUUUAAGAUCUCCAGUUACUGCUAUUAUAACAAAUAAUGAUAAUCAAGCUAAAAGCGCACCUACAACACCCCCGUUAUCAUCGUCAGCUUUAUUAAGUAUGGACGAUGCUGAACUAAUUAGUAAAAGUAUUAUUAUUGACGAAAUCUUUAAUGUACAAGGUGAAAAGGCGGCAGAUGAUUUAGGAAUUACUGGUUUGGUUACUUCUAGAUUUUCUUUGGCUUCUUUAAAAUUACCUAGUUUUGGAAAUGUACAAAAAGAAAGUGAAAAAGAGUAG
Molecule: messenger RNA, 2346 nt
Organism: Funneliformis caledonium
Lineage: Eukaryota; Fungi; Glomeromycota; Glomeromycetes; Glomerales; Glomeraceae
Source: the annotation of a GenBank genome assembly